AUGCAAGGUGACGGGGAAGAUGGGGGAGACGUCGGGGAGGAGAAGGGAGCUGACGGCUGGGAUGAGGACGAGAGAAAUGCUGCUGCUGCUGCUGCUACCGCUGCAGCAGAGAAAGGUUGUGGCUCCUUUACUCGCAGCAGCAGCACCGGGGGACCCCAACAAGGAGACAGCAGAAAGCCCCCGUCGCCCUCUUCGCUGUCGUUUAGUCCGCCUGAAUACACCGGAGCGGUGGGGCGCGGGUUGCAGCAACUCAAGCUGCUGCAACAACCGAUGCAGGAUAUAGACGAAGACGAAAGCGUCGCUGCCCGGGAAAAAAACAAAGGGGAUGACUCACACCGGGAAGCGGAAGACGAAUUUGUUUCCUCUUUGGUUUCUUCUGCUGCUCAGCAUUGGCUAGAGAAGAACGGGGAGGCCAGCGAGCUGUCUGCACAGCUUGUGGGAGACAACGCGGAUUUCAUGGAGACAGACGGCCGGGGAAGCGAAGAGACUCGGGGUGAGGGUGAGGCUUCUUCACGCCUCCUUGGGCAGCUUGAACCCCAGCAAGACACGUAUUCAGCAGAGCAUGACCAGCAGCAGCAGUAG
Messenger RNA from Eimeria mitis, 582 nucleotides. RefSeq lists its product as uncharacterized. The coding region runs from base 1 to 582 and encodes 193 amino acids. The transcript is spliced from 2 exons. Lineage: Eukaryota; Apicomplexa; Conoidasida; Eucoccidiorida; Eimeriidae. The record is from RefSeq and is a predicted model, not a curated record.